CCAUCCAAGUUCACAGAUCCCUUGAAAACUUGGACCUCAGGGGAGCGGAGAGGACCACAUAUGGAAGCACUGGGAUCGCCUCCUGGACCCGUUUGUGUUCCAGAUGUCAUGGACCUGGAUCUGUCUUUGCCCCACCUCACCAACUCCUCGGAUGACCCAAGCCCUGAGCCUGGGACCCCUCCAGGAACUCCCCCAGGGUCUGAUGCUCAUCUUCCUGGAGAACUGAAGAGAUCCCAGCCCCUUUCCAUCCAAACCAGCAGGAAACUUAGAGAAGAAGAGCUUCGAGCCUCAUCUCUGCCAGCUAUUCCCAACCCUUUCCCUGAGCUCUGUAGUCCUCCUUCUCAGUCACCCAUCCUGGGGGCCCCAUCCUCAGGGCGGGGGUUCCUCCCAAGAGCUACCAGCGGCACCCAUGUGGUGAAGGUGUACAGUGAAGACGGGGCAUGCCGGUCCGUGGAGGUGGCGGCAGAUGCCACAGCCCGACAUGUGUGUGAAAUGCUGGUGCAGCGGGUACAUGCCCUGAGCGACGAGAGUUGGGGGCUGGUCGAAUGCUUUCCCCACCUUGCACUGGAGAGGGGGCUAGAGGAUCAUGAAUCAGUGAUAGAGGUGCAGGCUGCCUGGCCUGUUGGGGGAGAUAAUCGGUUCGUCUUCCGAAAAAACUUUGCCAAAUAUGAACUUUUCAAGAGUUCCCCACAUUCCCUGUUUCCAGAGGUAAUGGUCUCCAGUUGUCUAGACGCCAACACUCGAAUGAGCCAUGAGGAGCUUAUUCAGAACUUCCUGAAUGCAGGUAGCUGCCCCGAAAUCCAGGGCUUCCUCCAGCUUCGGGGAUCAGGACGCAAGCUCUGGAAACGUUUCUAUUGCUUCCUGCGUCGCUCAGGCCUCUACUAUUCCACCAAGGGCACCUCCAAGGACCCUCGGCAUCUACAGUAUGUGGCUGAUGUAAAUGAGUCCAAUGUAUACCUAGUGACCAAGGGCAGAAAGCUCUAUGGGAUGCCCACCGAUUUUGGCUUUUGUGUCAAGCCUAACAAACUGCGCAGUCCAAAGGGACUUCGGAUCUUCUGCAGUGAAGAUGAGCAGAGCCGAAGCUGCUGGGUGGCUGCCUUCCGCCUCUUCAAGUAUGGAAUGCAACUUUACAAGAAUUACCAGCAGAUGCAAUCCCGCCGAAUUCGCCCAUCCUGGUUUGGUCCCACCCCCCUGAGGAGCGUCUCAGACAAUACUCUGGUGGCCAUGGACUUCUCUGGUCAUGGCGGACGGGUCAUUGAGAAUCCCAGAGAAGCUUUGAGUGCAGCACUGGAAGAAGCCCAGGCCUGGAGGGUGAGAACAGAAAGUGGGGAGAAGGGGGCGUGGCAGCAGCUCGUCCAAAAGGCCUCAUAA
Messenger RNA from Gracilinanus agilis (Agile Gracile Mouse Opossum), 1371 nucleotides. RefSeq names its product growth factor receptor bound protein 7 (gene GRB7). NCBI's taxonomy places the organism in Eukaryota, Metazoa, Chordata, Mammalia, Didelphimorphia, Didelphidae. The transcript has 12 exons. The coding region runs from base 61 to 1371 and encodes 436 amino acids. The record is from RefSeq and is a predicted model, not a curated record. Gene Ontology annotation, biological process: signal transduction.